UUUUUUUUUUUUUCCCCAUUUAAUAAUGAAUCCUUCAGUUCCACCUACACUUCCUCCUGGAUGGAUUGCACUCUGGGAUGAGACUUCGCAACGUUAUUAUUAUCUUGAACAAUCAACAGGUACAACACAAUGGGAAAUCCCUACUGGAGCUUCAAAGGCAUCUGAAGCAGGCGUAGGAAAUAAGGGUGAAGCAUACAGCUACAAUAGUAGUGGAUAUCCUUUACAACAACAACAACAACAACAAUAUUCAAGUGAAAACAAUUCAUAUAUGGAUUCUUCUCCAGCUUCUAUAAAUACCUCUUAUCCAACUCAGAAUAAUACGGAUCCUACAAUACCCGGUGAAGAAGGAGGAGAAAGAGGAAUUGGGAAAAUAUUUACUGGCUUCUCUGGAGGUGCCAUCACUGGUAGUUUACUAGGUUAUGCGGCAGGAAAAUAUUUUACAAAUAAACAUAGUCAUCAUCAAGGAGGAUAUAAUCAAUACCCACCUCCACCUCCUCCUCCAUUUAGUGGUGGCAGCUUUCAAUAUGGUCAACCUCAUCAGCAUGGUCAUCAUGGUCAUCAUGGUCAGCACAGUCAGCACAGUGGUCUUCCUGGUAUACCCGGAUUUCCAGGCUAUAAUCCACCUCCUCCUUCAAAUUAUGGUAACGAAUUUGGCAAACCACCUCAUAAGCAUAGUUUUUGGUAGUUUAUACAGCAACAACAACAAAUCAAAUUAUUUGUUUUUUUUUUCUUAUAGUUUAUUAUAAUAUAUGUAUUCACAACUAUUAUUUUAUGCAAACCUAAUAUUCAUUUGUUUACAUCUGUUGUUUAUUAAAGUUCAUAAUAAAAAUGUGUGUUUUUUUUUAGAACAUACAAUGAUAACAGGUUUUAUAUACCCUUCAAA
Cokeromyces recurvatus is the source of this 883-nucleotide messenger RNA. RefSeq lists its product as uncharacterized. The record is from RefSeq and is a predicted model, not a curated record. Bases 26 to 685 code for a protein of 219 amino acids. The transcript is spliced from 6 exons. Lineage: Eukaryota; Fungi; Mucoromycota; Mucoromycetes; Mucorales; Mucoraceae. Gene Ontology annotation, molecular function: protein binding.